AUGGACGAUGUUAAAAAAGUCGAAAGAAAGAGGAGAAGAUUUACCGCGCGUCUAAAAAGCUCGAAAGGCAUAAUAUGUUCAGAUGACCCAGGACCAAAUAUACUUUUAUGUAACGUGGGUCAAGCAACAUCAUUUGAUAAAUCAAAUGUUAUUAAGAUGUUAAAUGAUCUACCAAAUGUUAAACUUACGAAAUUUGUAGCUGAGAAGGGCGAAUCACAUUGUUUCGUAGUCUUUAAUAGUGUGGAUAGUGCUAAACUGUUUUUUGAUACAUACAAUGGAAAAGAAAGGGCUAAUAAUGUCCCAAUUUAUAUGAACUAUGUUGACAAAGUGCCAAACACGGAAAUUGUAUGUACAUCAAAAAAUCCUGAAGGAUUACAUUUAAUUGAGAAUUUUAUAACAGAAACUGAGGAGAGAGAGCUUUUAAAGCUCUUUGACUGGAUAGAGGAGUCAAACUUAAAAAAUCGACAAGUAAAACAUUAUGGUUAUGAGUUUAGAUAUGGAAGUAAUGAUGUUGACUUAGAUAAUCCCUUAAUUGAGAAAAUACCGCCUGAGUGCGAUGCCCUCUGGGAGAGAUUAAAAGGUCACGGCAUUGAUUUUAGGAUACCUGACCAAUUGACAGUAAAUAAAUACAUCCCAGGACAAGGCAUUCCAUCUCAUGUAGAUAGACAUAGUCCGUUCGAUAACACAAUAUUAUCUCUGUCAUUGGGUUCAUCUGUCGUAAUGGAUUGGAAACAUCACAGCGGUAGAUACGUUCCACUAGUAGUACUGGCUAGAUCAAUGCUUGUGAUGCAAGGGGAGGCAAGAUAUGACUGGCAACAUGGAAUUCAACCAAGAACAUGGGACCCUAUUAUAGAAACCCGUAAUUCAAGCAUUGACAAGUCCGAACAUGUCAGGGUUAUAACAAAUAAUACUAUGCCAAGAGAUAUGAGGAUAUCGUUAACGUUUAGAAAAACAAGGCUGGGUCCGUGUGAGUGUGUGUAUAAAACACUUUGUGAUAGUGUUAAUACAAAUAUUAUUGAAAAUGAUGUCGCUUCUAAGUUGGAAGAAGUUCACGUACAUCAGGUAUAUGAACAAAUAGCAGGUCACUUCAGCUCAACUCGACACAAACCUUGGCCAAAAGUGGUGGAAUUCCUCAAAGAUGUAUCACCUGGCUCUAUAGUUUUAGAUUUGGGAGCUGGAAAUGGCAAAAAUGUGUUGAAACGUAAUGAUAUCUUGCAAAUAGCAGGUGAACGUAGCACUGGCCUAUUAUCCGAAUGUAAGGCGUAUACAAGCGACGUGCCAGGAGCCGAUUGUGUAAGACUCGACCUCUUGCAAGCUGGGGUACGAGAGAAUGUUGCUGAUGUCGUCAUAUGUAUCGCGGUUAUACACCAUUUUAGUAAUCAGAUGAGAAGACAGCAGGCAAUAUCGACAAUAGCGAGUAUUUUGCGUCCCGGUGGUCGAGCCCUCAUAACAGUGUGGGCUAAAGAUCAAACCAAGUCAAAUUACCUUUGCAAAGAUAAGGAAAAUCACGAUACUAGCGUACAUUCGACGCUCGGUAUAAAUUUACCGGUACACGAAAACAGAACCCAAUUCAAAUAUAACGAUCUUCUAGUUCCGUGGAAAUUGAGGAUAAUCAAGGAUAAGAAACUAGAAAAUGAAUCAAAAACAACGCUGCUUAGAUACUAUCACGUGUUCGAAGAAGGGGAAUUAGACAAAUUGUGUGAUUUACCUAAUUUAAUUGUUGAGAAAAGUUUCUAUGAGGAGGGAAACUGGUGUGUUAUCUGUAGAAAGGUUUAAUAAAUGAUAUUUAAAAA
Molecule: messenger RNA, 1793 nt
Organism: Melitaea cinxia (Glanville fritillary)
Lineage: Eukaryota; Metazoa; Arthropoda; Insecta; Lepidoptera; Nymphalidae
Product: alkylated DNA repair protein alkB homolog 8
Exons: 8
Coding region: 1-1776 (591 amino acids)
Molecular function (GO): S-adenosylmethionine-dependent methyltransferase activity
Source: RefSeq, a predicted model, not a curated record